AUGUCGUACGACCAACAACCCGGAGGCCUUGCAGUACCGGUUUAAAUUCUCCGCUGACGAGUUCCCCACAAGUUAACCAUCGCAUUUUUCCCCAGUGUUACCAGAUAACCAGCCGUUGAAACCGUCCCCUACCCCCGUUUGUCCCCCAAAAAGUCCGGGACGAGUCGAAUAAAUUUUCCAUAAUCAAAAAGUGUUGUUUGAAAGAGUUGAGAGAAAAAAAAAUAGAGUGCUUGAGGGGGAGGAGCGACCUCGAGGGACGGCUAGCUUGAAGGACGUCGGCUCCUUCGGGGAAUCAAAACAAAAAAAAAAUUUUUUUGUUGAGAAAAGAAGAUUUCGCCGAGGGAUCGAACAGUCUGUGGAGUCGACGGGGAGAAAAGGAUUAAUUCCGUCUGAGUUGAUUUGCUGGCGAUUGGCGAGAACAGUCUGUUGAUCAGUUUUGAAAGGGAAAAAUAUGGCGUGUGAACAGUGGUGUUUCUCGGUCCGUGGGUGUAUCGUUGGAUUCACAUUGUGCCUUGUUGUUGGAUCAAGUCUCGGAGCUUCAGAUGAUUUUUACAAUUACAAUACCAUCGACGAGAGCCAGCGAACCGUCGAGCACGUGCUGUUGGAUGGAGAUGUGGCCGAUGUUUCCAGGCAAAAACGUUACGCUGAACCACCUCAAGCCACCAAUCCAACGACAACUUCGCCAAUACCACUGGGCCCUAUUCAUGAUCCACCACUGAUAAAUGUGAAAACCGGUUCAACAGCCAAUGUAACAUACUCGACAGACAACGCCUCUAAUUCAACAACUGCACCAACAAUCUCUUCAACUAUUGCACCGACCGUGAAACCCGAGCCCGGAAAAAGUGGACAGAAUAUGACGGCUGCAUCAACACCUCCGAGCACCACUAGAGCGCCGGUCGUCUGGGCGAAUCAGACGAGAUGGGCAAAUGCAACGCAGGAUAAAGGCCCCACUCGAGACGACAACAAAACAACAAAAGUCAACCUGACCCAGACCGAGCCCUCGACAAAUUCGUCCGACAUAGAUGGCAUAAUGAUUGGCAAGUUCAAUGAUGUAACUAACAAAACCCUCUCUCAGAACAAUAUAACUAAAAGUGAGGAGGACAAUUAUCAGUACUACAACAGUACGUUCAUCGUGGACGAGAGCAUAGGGAGGAGCUUUUGGGUGGAUCUCGAUAAUCAUCCGGAUAAGCAGAUCAACGAUCUCCUCAGUGACAGCCAUCGUAGGGCAGCCACUGUCAAACUGUCCUUUGAUUUUCCAUUUUAUGGUCAUAAAGUUCGUAAUAUAACAAUUGCAACAGGAGGAUUCUUGUACACCGGGGAAUUUGUGCACAGUUGGCUCGCUGCCACACAGUACAUUGCCCCGCUGAUGGCGAAUUUCGAUACACGACUGUCGGGCGAUAGUCAUGUAAAGUAUGCCGACAAUGGGACGGCUUUCACAGUCGAGUGGUCAAAAGUUAUUCUACAAGAUAAACAAGAGGCUGGCCCAUUCACGUUCCAAGUGACCCUCCACAGCAAUGGAAAUAUCGUAUUUGUUUACGCAGUGAUGCCCCUUUUGGUUGAAGACAUUGAGGAUAAGGCCCAUCCCGUUAAAGUGGGUCUCAGCGACGCCUACAUCAUGGACAAAACUCACUUCUAUGUCCGGAGAAAAACGAUCUACGAGUAUCACCGUGUAAACUUCAAUCGUCAGGACAUACAAAAUUGGACAGUUAUCUACCUCAAAGCCCUGCCCACGUGUCUGGACAUGGACAACUGCAUGGACUGCCUGACGAAGGUCCCGAAAUUCGAGUGUAAGUGGUGCCCAAAUUUGAAUCAGUGCAGCACAGGCAUCUUCAGGAACAGGCAGGACUGGGUGGAGAAGGACUGUGAUAUGAAGAGUAUUAAGGAUGUCGGGAGUUGUCCAGCUAAGAAGAACUUUUCUGAUCAGACAGCUAACCAUGAGCUGGCCAGGGGCGGCGCCGAGGGAGAAUCCUCGGCUAGUGUUGAACCUAAUCGACUUUCCAAGGAUUAUUCUGCUUUGGAACAGACUCAUGAACACAUGAAUAUGAAUCACAUGGGAGUCUCCGGAAUAAUUGGGAUUCUCUUGGUCGUCUCACUGAUCGCAGGACUGGCAGGCUGGGCCGCCUACGCUUAUCGUAAUCCUCACAGUGCAUCUGGUCAAAUGCUAAUAAGAUACCGUCCAAGUCAGUGGAACUGGCGACGAGGUGAAGCUCGUUACACAGCUGCAACAAUUCACAUGUGAUGAGAUAAUAACCGAUAAAAGUCAAUCCUGAAACUGUCGGACCAAAUUCUUUCCCCUUUCGCAUUUUUUUUCAAAGAUGAAUUUAAAAACAUUUAUAUUGAGGCUUCAGUGUGAAGCUGAUAAGAGUCUAUUACUUAUAAUUUGCCUGCUGCAAUGACGCAUCACGCCUGAAUCGGGGCCUUUCAACCUGAAAAUUGGGGAGAGCCGUAAGAAAUAAAAUUAUCUUUUAAACUUUGUCGAUGGACCAAUUAUGUGAUAUCGCACGACAAUGCACUUCUGUAGAAAAAUGCUCUCUCCAUUUUAUCGAAGAUUAUUUUGAAAUAGAAAUUUACUGAGAGAAUUAUCAAUUGUAAAUUUACAAAAAAAAAUAUUGUCUAAAAACAAAUUGCGUUAUGAAUUUGUACAUAAACAAAUCGAAAUUGUAACUUCUGAUUGUGUAUUUAGGAACGAGUGAUUCCGUAGAAAAAUAGAAUGAAUUUUUAAACCUGGCAUUUUCUUGAAAAAAUGUCCUUUUUUAUUGCUUCGUUGAAGUCAUUCGGCAUCCAGACAAUUAAACGUUUAAAAUUAUCUGAAGACAUACGAAAAAUACAUUUGUUCUGUCGCAUUUACGGCUAGAAUUGUAACUGGAAAAAUUCAAGUGCCUUCACAGUCAAUUAUCCGAGAGAAAAAUAAGAGUUGCAGAUAGAGGACGAUUGAUGUAGCAAUGAUGACCGGACAAUUGAGUGAUUGUGAUUCUUAGCAGGAUGUGGUGAAUUUUGUUAUUGUUUAAGACUAUGUGUUUCCUUUUUUUUUAAUGUCUAAUUAACGAAUUCAUCGCUGUAAUUGUUUUAGAUAUGUAAUUUUCUCUGUCUGCGGUAAACAUUGUAAUGAUUCUAGGGAGACCACAGUGAAUUAUUUUUGAUUGAGAAAUGCCAGUUGCGAGAGGAGUCGAGAGAGAGUGAGAUAGAGAAAAAAAUUACAGAAUUUUAUCUAGUUUUGGGAGAGUAAAAUAUUUCAUCGAGUUAUCAAAUUUCUCAAUCAUGAAAAAAUGAAGAUAUAAACAUAUCUAUUAUAUUUAUGAGUAUAUAUAUUUUAUGGUGAAUUUGCAAACGAGAUGUGCACUUUUAAAGGAACACACGGGAGAUGAAAAAUAUAUAUAUGAAAAAUUUGUAUGAUCUGACAGUACUGAUCGGUUAUAAACUCUAUAUUUUUUUUUGUGUGUACAUAGUAGAUUAAUUUCGAUGAUUAUUUUUACAUAACUCAUAAGUGAGAUAUACAAUACUGUCAUUAAAGGGUGCCUUCUGGAGGAAAUUUCACUUCUGGAUUUAUUUUUAAUUCCAGAGUACGAACGAUCAGUGGAAUUUUACAAAUUACUCGAUUGAAGAGAUCAUGAAGUGUUAAUUUCUCUGUUUUACUGUCGUUUAAUUGGUAUUGAAUUAUUUUCACAAAUCAUGUAUUUGUUGCACGGUGCAAUUUUUGGCAAUUGAAAAUGUAUACAUAUACCUUGAAAAUUUUAAAGUUUAUUAUGAAUUAAUUGAAUAAGCUUUCUAUUAUAUUUACACUGUACGAUUGAUUUAAUAGUUUGUGAUAAUAAAUAUUUCAAUUUCAA
Molecule: messenger RNA, 3827 nt
Organism: Diachasmimorpha longicaudata
Lineage: Eukaryota; Metazoa; Arthropoda; Insecta; Hymenoptera; Braconidae
Product: plexin domain-containing protein 2
Exons: 7
Coding region: 452-2239 (595 amino acids)
Source: RefSeq, a predicted model, not a curated record